AUGUCUCUUGUUCCUGAAAUGAACCUUUUAACAACUUCAGCAAAGAAGAGGAGGAUGAGUAUAUCAAAAGAUCAAAUAUGCACAUUAUUGCUUAAUACAUUGUCACCUGACAAUACAACGAUUCAACAGACAGAGGCACACUUAAAGGCGAUCGACAAACAACAAGGGUUCACAGGUGUACUCAUCGACAUUAUUCAAGAUAAACAAAAUAUACCUUCACAUGUUAGAUUGGUUGCUGCUGUUCAUUUAAAGAAUCAAAUUGCAAAUAAUUGGAAGAAUAAACCGUAUGAUAGAAAUGAGAAAAGAGAAAGAGAAACAGAGAUAGAGAAUAGAGUAAUGCUAACAUUUAUAUUUAUACUUUUUAGAGAUUUAAUAAUUAUAAAUGAUCAAGAUAAACAAGUUUAUAGAGAAAGAUUACUUUAUAUAUUAUCACAAUACGAACAAAUAGGAGAGGAAUCAAAAAUAGCUAGACAAUUAUCUAUUGCAAUAUCAAAGAUUGCACGUGUCGAUUAUCAUAAACAAUGGCCAACACUAUUUCAAGUACUAUUUGAGUAUCUUGAAAAGGGGAAUGAUCAUCAUAAAUUGACUGCCCUUCAAACUAUCAAAUACAUUGUCAAUGAAUUAUCAUCAAAAAGAAUGUCUGCUGAAAGAAAGGAAUUUUAUCAAGUAUCAAAUGAAUUAUUUAAAUUAUUUGGACCAAUUUGGAAUAAUUCAAUGAAUCAAUUACAAAAUACAGUAAAGAUGGUGUCGACAGUUGAAACAAUCGAACAAAGAAACAAUAUAUUUAUUCAACAAAACCAACAAACAUCGGUUGAAUUGUUGAUUGUAGUCUCCAAGAUAUUGAGACGUAUCAUCGAACAUGGAUUCACUCAAUAUCAAGAAAAUAAUGAUAUCUGUGAAUUCUUUAAUAAUCUAUUUAAUUAUUUAUCAAAUAUAUUAUCAUUUAGAAAAUCAAAUGGAAAUCAUAUAUUAAGAUUAAAAAUUGAUGAAUUAAUUAUAAUGAAUCAAAAGAUUAUAAUUAGAGCUCAAGCAAUGAAUCCAUUGACAUUUAUUAAAUUCCUAGUACCAUCACUCACCUAUUUUAAUAAUCAAAUCGUUGCCUAUACACCACCACAUUUACAAUUAACAGCCACCAUUCAACAACAACACCAAGAUGAACGUUCAUCCGAGGAAAGUUUAAUAACAUUUAAAACAUCAUUGGUACAAUCAUUAAUGUAUCUUAGAUCGAUUGUAGAUUGUAUUAGUUAUCAAACAGAGAUAUCUGAUCCCGAUGAAGAUGAAGGUGUUGCAUUGGGUAGUGUGGACGUGACAAACAAUAGUUCGGCAACACAUGUUGCACAGUCAAUGAUCAAACAGUUUUUCAAUUUCGAGAUGCUACAAGUACAUCUUCGAGCAUUGGUUUCAAACUUUUUAAUCAUCACUCCAGAGGAAUUACAGACUUGGCAAGACGAGCCUGAACAAUACAUCAUGCAGCUCGAUUCAGACUCUCACCAAUACGAAUUGAAACCAUGUGCAUACAACUUGUUUAUAUUGCUCAUGAAACAUUUCCACGAGAGUUGUGUACAAAUUGUGAUAGAGAUUGUAAAGUAUGCUAUGGAGUUGAGAGCUCCCUUGACAGAUCAACAAGUAUUACUUAAAGAGUCAUGCUACAUGACUAUUGGACUUGGAUACUAUAACUUGUACGAGGUGGUAGAGUUUGACAAACUCUUUCAAAGUGUGUUUUUAGCAGAGUUGCAAACUCCUGAUGCACGGUACAAGAUCCUUACACGUCGUGUGUGUUGGUUGUUAGGGUACUGGAUUCCCAAGAUUCCCGAGCAGUUGCGUGCACCUAUUGUAUCAAUCUUGCUAGAGUUGGUUAAUCACAAUGAUUUGGUGAUUGCACUAACUGGAGCUGACUCUCUCAAGGCAUACAUUGACGAUUACACAUUUGAGCUUGACACUUUCAAGCCAUACGUCAACCAGACUAUUCUUUCUUUGUUGGCAUUGUUCAAACGUUGCGAGGAAGUAGAGUCACAAACCAAGCUGUUAGAAGUACUCGGUGUCAUCUUUGUCCAACUCAACGAACAACUACGUCCAUACGUCGCCAGUAUUUUCCAUCUUUUUGGAGAGUCGUGGAGCAACGGUGAUGUAUCAUCCAUCCUCAAAAACUCGCUCAUUAGAUGCAUGACACUCUUUUUACAAGCGUGGAAUAGCAGUCCGGCUGAAUACGAGUCGUUCCUACUCGCUGUGAUCGAUCACGCCACCACACCUGGUUCAGAAGAAUCUGUAUUUUUGCUCGAGGAUGGUCUUGACCUGUGGCUCACCUAUAUCUGCCGUAUUGGUGUAACACAAACUAUAUCACCGCGUUUGUUACAAGUGUUCCGUAAUUUGGUGGGGACACUCUCUCAUACACUAGAGUUUGCAGAGACGUGCCUGCGUAUCCUCGACGCCUACCUGUUGAUUGGUCAGCAAGAGCUGUUGCAACAGUAUGGUAAAGACGUGGCACAAUGCUUCUUCCACCUGCUUGGUGACAUUCGUGACUCUUCUACAGUCCAUGUUGCACAGCCAAUCGACCGUGUACUGCAAAUGUUCCCAAACGACGGCUGCGUACUCCUCCAAUCAGUGUUGGCCAAGUUGUACACGCUCACUAUGGAUCCUGAAGAGCCCGGGUUGGCCAAAGUACAGUAUCUCACCGUCUUUGCACGUGUGUGUGUUGGUAACCCACUCUACCUCUUUUCCCUACUCGACGGUAUCGCUGCCCAUAAACAGCAACCCGUCCAAGACACUGUAAACCAAUUCUUUGACCAAUGGUUUGACAAUAUCGACUCGAUAUCAAACUCUGAUGCACGUAAACUCACUGCUAUUGCCUUGUGCAAUCUUAUCGCCACACCAAGAGCCGAAGUCAUUCCACAACUUUCACAAAUCAUCACUACCGUCGUAGGACUACGUCCCGAUAUUGACCCACCCAACAAUGACUUUUUCUCUGGUGGUGGAGAGUCUGCUGGAGGAUUCUCACUCGACGGGUUCUCACUCCCAGAGAGUGCCACUGAAAUACAAUUACGCAAGGUCCAACAAGUCGACCCCUUAAACAUUGUCGACCUAUCAACCUACCUCUACGAAAAAAUGAAAGAAGCUUCCAAUCGAUUGGGUGCCAAUGUUUUCCAAGCUGCCAUUCAAUCUAUGCAUCCUACUGUUUUACAAUUGGCUAUUCCACCGGUUAAUAAAUAA
Molecule: messenger RNA, 3207 nt
Organism: Cavenderia fasciculata
Lineage: Eukaryota; Evosea; Eumycetozoa; Acytosteliales; Cavenderiaceae
Exons: 4
Coding region: 1-3207 (1068 amino acids)
Biological process (GO): protein import into nucleus
Cellular component (GO): cytosol; nuclear envelope
Molecular function (GO): small GTPase binding
Source: RefSeq, a predicted model, not a curated record